AUCAGCUGUUUUCUGUUUAGUUUUUUUUUCUGAUUCAUUUGAUUCUCAUUUUAAUGUUAUUAUUAUAAUUGCGAAUCUUAUUUACUUUUUCAUCUCUCAUUUUCUUAAUUGUAAAUCUAAUUUAGUUUACUAAUCAUCCACAUUCUGAUACAGUUAUAGUGGUUUUUGGAUAGAUAAAGAAAUGGAUAAAUCUUUAUUGUUAAGUGGUGAACAAUUAUUGGAAUUAAAGUGUCUCUAUCAAGAGGAGAAAAAGAUGAGACGGAAACGGCAAAGGUUCAAUUCGAGUAAUUUGUCAAUCAAACGAGAAGAGAUUCCAUCUCCUGGUGUAAUGGUGACAAUUGAACAGGAAGUUAAUCGGCAACUUGAAGAUCGAUUUGAAUUACUUGGAAGAGAUCGAGUGAGAUCUUCUAAUGAAAUGGGAUUAGCUGAAUGGAUUCCCGAAAGUAAAUCAAGUAAAGUGAUUAGUACAAAGAAACGAUCUCCAUGGAUGGGAUUUAUGGAAAACAAUCAACUAAUGUAUUCACCUGAAGAGACAAUUUUCCUGAUGGAAUGUGAAUCUAUUCUAGUUAACUACAUGGGAGCUCAAUUAAGCCUUCAAAGUGCAUACCAAUUAAUUUUAUCGAACAAUCAACUUGGAAGAAAUUACCAAAUUUACUCUUAUUUAACUCGUUUAGGAUUCAAACUUAAAUCAUUUAAAUGUGAUGAUAAAAAAUCACUUACAAAGGAUCAAUCCAAUUCUAGUCUUGAUGUUAAGACAAUCACAGAUCAUUUGAAUGAAAAGAUCAAUCGACUUACAUACAAACCAAGUUGCAGAUCAAAUUUUAACAAUCUACAAGUGGUCGUUACUCCACUUCGAAGGCCAAUGUUUCUAAAUGGGACAAGUUUCGCUAAAACGGCAAAUUGGUCAGAGUACAAACGAUUAAUGGAACCGAGAGAAAAUUCAUCAAUCAUAUUCGAUGAAGAAUCAACCGUAUUAGAGCUUAAUGAUGACCUUCGUUCUAAGGAAAAUAUCUUGGACCAAUUACCGAAUUCAAGUUUAAUCGACCACAACAAUGGCCUUAAACCGCUAAUUGAUCAGACAAAAAUUAUCGACAUUAAUAAGUUACAUGAGAUAAUUAAAAUCGCCGGACCUCAAGAGCAAAAUCUUCAUCAACUGUUACCAUCAUCUAAAUGCAAGCUUGAGAUAAAUUAUCAAGUUUUCAUGGGAAAUGUUAAAAAUUUCAAUUCAACUAAACCAGACAAUUGUUUAAUCAUCACUAAUGAACAAUUUACUCCGAUGAUCCAAGAAUUAAUUUCUCUGGAUGAAAACUGUAACGAAUCGACUCCAAUUUUUGCCGUCAACUCACAUUCGGAAUUUAAUUUCAAUACAUUGCAACAUUUUCACCUCUGGGAAGAGAUUCCAACCUUUUGGGACUCGAGUUUAAAUUAUUGAAUUAAAUUAGCGAAAAAUUUUAACGAAAACUGAAAAAUUUGAUCAACAAUCAAUCUUCAAAUUAAAAGGACUAACAAUUAAGCCGAGAAAAUGGUUAGAUUAAAUAAAUCUUAUUAAUAUCUUCAUGUGUGUCAUAUUUUGUGAAUCCACUUCCAGAGGAAUAACAAUCAACAGGUUGUUUUUCGUUAAUUAAUUGUAAUAAAUGAAAAAAGAAAAAAAAAUUAAAAAAAAUGCGAUAUUCGAAUUAA
Panonychus citri (citrus red mite) is the source of this 1680-nucleotide messenger RNA. RefSeq lists its product as uncharacterized. Gene Ontology annotation, biological process: tRNA-type intron splice site recognition and cleavage. Gene Ontology annotation, cellular component: tRNA-intron endonuclease complex. The transcript has 2 exons. The coding region runs from base 182 to 1432 and encodes 416 amino acids. Lineage: Eukaryota; Metazoa; Arthropoda; Arachnida; Trombidiformes; Tetranychidae. The record is from RefSeq and is a predicted model, not a curated record.